Lentinula edodes (shiitake mushroom) is the source of this 1265-nucleotide messenger RNA. RefSeq lists its product as uncharacterized. NCBI's taxonomy places the organism in Eukaryota, Fungi, Basidiomycota, Agaricomycetes, Agaricales, Omphalotaceae. Gene Ontology annotation, cellular component: membrane; cytoplasm. Gene Ontology annotation, molecular function: metalloendopeptidase activity. The record is from RefSeq and is a predicted model, not a curated record. Gene Ontology annotation, biological process: membrane protein intracellular domain proteolysis; regulation of response to endoplasmic reticulum stress. The transcript is spliced from 7 exons. Bases 62 to 1180 code for a protein of 372 amino acids.
UGAAACCUCUUGAACCAAUCUUGAACUUGACUCUUUCUUUCUCCGGAAUGACGAAAGAUUCAUGUCACUUUUCUAUGCGUUUUCUUUAAUCUCCUUGUUCUGGGUCAUCGUACACAUUGUCCACCGUCUUCGUAAACCACAAGCGGCUUUAUUGCCGACGUUGAACAACAUCCCUCGCGCCCGGAGCUGGGCGGAUAGUUCCACGAGUGUCAUAGUCAACAAGGUCCUAUUGAGGAUUCAAACAACUGCCUUCAACGCAAAACAUGACGAACUUGCGGGGAAGCUCAAAGAUCGGCGGUCGAGGUCUCUAAGAAAAUGGACGGCAGCGUUUUAUAGCAUUGGAGUUGGAGCAGGCAUAUGUGGCUUGGUCAUUGGUUUUGGUGGCCUCCUCUGGCUCACAGGAAACUCUCUUUUCUUCCAAGUGUUCUCGGACUCCGAGAUCCUACCUAGUCAUCGGAAACGGGACCUCAGUAGUCCUCAGCCCGAUGCGAGAACUUUUAUACAGCCAAUCAUACCUGGGGUGACAGUCCCUUGGGCACACCUACCUAUCAUAGUUAUCGCGGUUUGUCUUUGCCAAAUUGUACAUGAACUGGGACAUGCUAUAGCUGGGGCACUCUACUCUGUCCCUAUCACUUCCUUGGGAAUGUCUUUGACGCUCGUAAUACCCUCCGCAUUCGUAUCUUUCCCGACGGGGUUCCUAAGUUCAUUAGACGUGAUAUCAAGGGCACGAAUCAUUGCCGCAGGUCCUUGGCAUAAUCUUGUACUGUGGGUUUUCCUUGCAGUGCUCGGAAGAACGACCGACCUUGUAGAAAGGGCCACUGGUGUUGGAAAUAUAUUGGUUAGUCUUGGCUGGGAGGAUAUGUCAAAUGUAGGCAGAGUAGUUGUAGGUCUUGACGACGACUCACCUUUGAAUAGUGUGUUGAAGGUAGGCUCUGUGAUCACCGCGUUGGACGACACAUCCCUAGCGGACGAGGAAGACAGAUGGUCUCAGUAUCUCAUGCCUCAAAUUCCUUCCGACAUUCCAUGGUACGGCUGGUGUGUUUCUCGGGAAAUAAUGCAAACCAGUUCUUCCGACUGUUGCAGCGAAGUACAUCCCACCUUGGAUUACCUCUGCUUCGACUCGCUCGGAUACGGUAAAGGGUGCCUCAAUCCGAUACCCAUACUUUCCAUGACCAGAUAGCUCGGCGUCGAUACUAAGGCUCAGCGUUCAAGGGCAGGAUCUCAUUCUGUGGAACGGGCCAAGGAAAGAGAUCUGGGAACAGGUA